Messenger RNA from Daucus carota subsp. sativus, 1317 nucleotides. RefSeq lists its product as uncharacterized. Bases 1 to 1317 code for a protein of 438 amino acids. NCBI's taxonomy places the organism in Eukaryota, Viridiplantae, Streptophyta, Magnoliopsida, Apiales, Apiaceae. The transcript has a single exon. The record is from RefSeq and is a predicted model, not a curated record.
AUGAAUAUUGUUUACUAUGCUAGAUUCUGUCAGUUAAUAUUCUCUUACUGUUUUCCUAAUGUGCCUAUUCCUGAAGAAGGAAAUGAGUUGCCCUUUAAACUAACCAAGAGGGCAUUCACUGAUUUGAUUAAAAAGGACAGUAAGAAACCACAAGUACCUGUUUUUGCUGUUCCUGUAACUGUACAGGACAAAUUGAAGCUGGUAAUGCCAGAAAAGUAUGAUCCCAUAUUCUCUGAUGAGAAUAUACCUUCUUCUUCCCACCAGCCAAAAGAUGUACCAUCCUCUGGUCCUUCCCAAAAAGGGCCAGUUGUAAAAUCUGACCGACAACCAUCCUCUGGGCCUUCCGAAAAAGGGCCAGUUGUAACAUCUUCACCUACCAGGGUGCUGAGGUCUUCAAAAUCACCAUCCAAACCAUCUCCUCCACCUAGGAAGAGAAGAUUUUUGCAGCAGAUCUCAGACUCUGAUUCUGACAAAGAACCAGUCCCCCCUCCUCUUGUCUCCAGGCCAAGGAAGAAGAUCAAGCCCACAUCCACAAUCACUGAUCUUACUGUGGACCCUCCUCAGGAAUCCAUGGUUAACCCUCUUGAGAUGGUCACAGUCUCUGAUCCUGUAAUGGUAGAACCAUUAUCUGCAGUACCUCUAACAACUUCUUCAGCACAUACUCCAGAAGCACAUAAUGCAGAAGCAAUUGUAUCCACUCCAGAAGCAAUUGUGACUACACCAGAUAUAGCUCAGGAAACUCUGAUUCAUGUUGAAGAUCCUGUUGCAGCUCCUGAUCAGGAGAUCUUAAGAACUGCAAACUCUGAGGAAGCUACAGCUCCUCUGUGUUCUCAUACUAUCAGCAUCAAAGCUCAUGAUGAUGAUGAUGAGACUGAAGUAACCUCUGUUCCACCUGUUAACUCAGGAUCUCUUAUAGCUGAAAUCUCAGCUUUGCUCAGAGAAAGCAUCUCAGUCAGGGAAGAUUCUCCAAUUCCAACAUUCUCUCCAAUCAAAGAUUCUUCACCUGUCAAAGUCUCUUCACCUGUCAGAGAUUCUACACCAGCUCCUGAUUCUGAAAUUCCUCACCUUGUGUCUACAAAGAGCAAGGUCUGUACAUUGACUUACACCAGGAAUAUGCACAGAGCCUCAUCCUCUUCUGUGGAAGCCAGGCUGUCUUCUAUUGAAUCCACUCAGAGAUCAAUGCAGCAAACUCUGGCUGACUUGAGCUCAUCUGUGGCUCAGCUGGUACAAUUUCUCAACUCCAAUGCUUUGAAUUCUAAUGAUGUCAAAAAGGGGGAGAAAGUACUUAAAGACAAAUGCAAGGUUGAUCAGCAAUAG